Molecule: messenger RNA, 2186 nt
Organism: Asterias rubens (European starfish)
Lineage: Eukaryota; Metazoa; Echinodermata; Asteroidea; Forcipulatida; Asteriidae
Product: target of EGR1 protein 1-like
Exons: 6
Coding region: 210-1886 (558 amino acids)
Biological process (GO): snRNA 3'-end processing
Cellular component (GO): Cajal body; cytoplasm
Molecular function (GO): metal ion binding; snRNA binding; 3'-5'-RNA exonuclease activity
Source: RefSeq, a predicted model, not a curated record
AGCAAUGUGAGUUCCGACCUGCAAUGUGCGACCGCGUAGGACUGCAAGCAAUGUGAGUUCCGACCUGCAAUAUUAUAAGCGACCAUCCCAUAACCCACGCACCGCCCGAUUACGAAUACAGUGCCACUUUGCGUGCGUCUGUGUUGCAUAGUCUGGUACCUGCUGUCCGAUUUGUCCGUCAUGCGAUCAACAAAGUCAGUCAAAUUUUAAUGUUUUUGAGUUCCAGGAAUAAUCUUUUGCACAGCAGUUCCGGCAGAUCAGGCAGUUCCGGCUUUUACCAAUUGCCAGAAUUGUGUGCGAAAAUGGCGAUGUUUUCGAGCGUUCCAGUUGUGGAUGUUCACAGGGAGAAUUUCAAGUCACUGUGGCCGAGUCUCUUGUUGGCGAUCAAGUCGUGCAGUUAUGUUGCGAUUGAUGCUGAGCUUAGCGGCUUAGGAAAUAGGAGAAAGUUAUUGACGAAGUCAAUGGAAGAUCGCUACCAGUCUUUAGCUGAAGUAGCGAAGUCAAGAUCCGUCUUGUCCCUAGGCAUCUCCUGCUUUAAAGCAAGGUCAAAGACACCAGGAGACCAGACUAUAACCCCUGAGAAACAGAACGCUGCGUUGGGUUUCCUCAUACAGACUUUCAACAUAACAACUCUUUGUUCUGAAGAUUACAUCGUCGAGCCUGGAUCGUUGAAGUUUCUCGUUGAUCACGGGUUUGAUUUCAACAAGCAGUACGCCUCUGGAGUGUCGUAUUACAGAGGUGUUGAUAAUUCUGAAAAGGAUGAGAAAGAUUCGGACUCCCAGACGCUGAGAUUGCUCUUUGCCUCGCUCAUACAGAGUGCCAAGCCGGUAAUCUUUCACAAUGGCCUCGUCGAUCUGGUUUUCCUCUACCAGAACCUCUACUCCAAUUUGCCUCCUUCAUCAGCCCAAUUCAUCGCUGACCUCUGCGAGAUUUUUCCCGGGGGGCUCUUCGACACCAAAUAUCUGGCCGAGUUUGUGGCGAGAAUGCAGGCGUCGUACUUGGAGUACGUCUUCAGGAAAAGCCAAAGAGACAACGUCCGUCUGGCAAGUUGCGGCAAACAACACGUUUCGCUGGAGUUCUGUCACUACGAUGCUGAUUCACCUCAUAUCGGUUACCACCAGUGCAGUCUACCAGCUUCUUUUAUUGAUGGUGGAAGCCAGAAGACGGAGAAACUGGAACUCUGCGAAACAUACGCUGCACAUGGUCACUGCAAGAACGGUAUCAGGUGUUCCAAGUCACAUGACCCAGACGCCAUCCAAGAUGCCGACGAUUGUCGAGAUGAAAGACGCCAGCGGAAACGGGACCGAAAGAAACAAAAACGCCAGAUGAAGGCCAAGGCGGAGGAAAGCCAACUAGCAGAGGGAACGGAAGAGGAAGGAGAGUCUGGAGCGAAGACGGAUGAAAUUCCCAAGGACGAUGAAGGCUUCAAGACAGACGGAAUGGAUGUCGACGUCCAAGAGGAUGCCAUCCUCGAAGAGGUCUCACACGGAGAAGCUCCCCAAGACUCGCAGAAGCUUUCCGACUCUGAUCUUGUUGGAGACGGCCCAAAUGGACACAACAUCACCACAACAUCAUCAUCAAGAACUUCUCCCUUGAAACUCAAUAAGCAGACCGGUGGCCACAGAGCCGGAUAUGAUGCAUUUAUGACGGGGUUCACCAUGGCAACACUCGCCUUGGAGAUCAGCCAACGGGGCUCCGGUAUAUCUAAGACACUUUCGCCGGAGAAAGAAACUCAUUUUGUGGAGGCUUUUGGCCUCAGGGACUUCAAGAAUAAACUCUUCUUGAGCGCCAAGCCGGUACCGUUAGUUAUUGCCAAGAGCAGCUUCUCAAAGACUUCCCAAAAUCAUAGGGAUAAAAUGAGGCGACUCGGAAUGAACCAACCUUAGUGGCAUCGAUAGUUCCUUCUUAACAUCACUAGUGUAAAGGCUGCCUUUUUUUGUUGUUAAUGCACAACAAAGCGUUAUGAACAGAUAACUUUUUUCCAACCAAACUUCUUUUUUUGUUACCUUCUUCAAAACACUAGUAACGUAUUAAAAGAGUAUGAAUGACGGCCGUUUAAAGGCACUGGACACUAUUGGUAAUCAGAGUUAGCAUAGAACCAACUUGUUAGUGGUCAAUGGAGAGAUGUUUUAAGUUGAAUUUGGUUUUGAGACCUCAGAAUUUGAUUUUUAGGUCUCAAAAUCAAG